Molecule: messenger RNA, 6890 nt
Organism: Ceratitis capitata (Mediterranean fruit fly)
Lineage: Eukaryota; Metazoa; Arthropoda; Insecta; Diptera; Tephritidae
Gene: Patronin
Product: patronin
Exons: 26
Coding region: 1088-6475 (1795 amino acids)
Biological process (GO): negative regulation of microtubule depolymerization; neuron projection development; cytoplasmic microtubule organization
Cellular component (GO): microtubule minus-end
Molecular function (GO): calmodulin binding; spectrin binding; microtubule minus-end binding
Source: RefSeq, a predicted model, not a curated record
UCUUUCACUCGAUUAUAUUCGCUCUGCUGUUCUGUUAUUGAGCUGAGGAAGCUUUACGAAAAUUAUUAAAAUUUUAUUGGAAAUUAAUUGUGAGUAAUGUUGGAUUGGUACUAAUUUGUGUAUGUUUGUCAAAUCAAAUGGAAUUCAAUGUGAAGAAGUAAUUUUUUAAAUGAAAAUAACCAAUUUCUUGAGUGACCGAAUAAAAAUUUCACUGCGACUCCCAUUUUCGGUUAGGGUCGUGCCUCGCGUAUUAAAUGUAUGUGCUUAAAAGAGAAAGCCAUAACUAGCCAAUGUAAUUUGGCAAGUGUGUGUAUGAACGAGAAGACAAGUGUUGUUUUUUUCGUUUUAGUGUAAAGUUGAAGAAAAUUUUUGAGCAAAGAAUUUAAUAAUGAGAUAAUCUUUGUAUUUAUCCAAAUAACAUCAGCAAAGUGAAAGAAAAGCCAAACAAAUUGAUAAUUGUUGAGAUAAUUAAUUGAAUUUCCUAUAAAUGUAAUGAGUAAGUUCGUGUUAUGUGGCUAAAUAUCGAUAAGUCGCAACAGCUGAUGCACUGGUGCGUUUAAAAAUCUUUAGUGGCAAACCCCCACGCCGGUGUGGGCUUAUAGAGCAUAGCAGUAAGCACUAGAAAAACACCAAAGAGUGUGUGAUUCACAGGUUUUAAGCAGGCGUAGCACCUUUCCAAAACUGCUACUAUACCUUAAAUACUGCUUUAUUAAUUGUGGAAUUUGUUUUGGCUAAUAUAUAUGUACAUACAUAUAUAUAUAUAAUAUUUUGUGUCUAUGUAACGUGUGAAAGAAAGUUUCGUUUAGGAAGGCUUUUUUGCUUUCGUUUCCAUAUAUAUUUUUUGUUGUUGCAUGAAUCGAAGGAUUGGAUUGCUGUUGUCUUCUUGUGGAUUAUUGUGUGUGCUCGUGGCUAAGCAAAAGACGACUGCGACAACCACGACCACGACCACAACGAUCGCAACGAGGUCUAUCGGAUUGUCGGACGCAUUGCUACUUGAAAAGACCCACUGCUGCUGGUGCUGUUUGUUGGGUCACUUAAGGAAGUCUGAACAGUCAGUCUCUGUUCUGGAUAUUCGUAUUGUAAUUGCAUGAUGGAUGCUGGACAGCAAGAAACUAGACAGGCACAUCAGCGUGCUUCCGUUAAGUGGCUACUAGCCAAAGCAUUCAACAAUAAUGUUCCAGAUAAUAUACGUGAACCCUUCUAUACGGAUCAUGAUAAUCAAGAACGUUUAAAACCGCAAAUUGUUGUGGAAAUGGGCAAUGCAACGCUCUACUGCCAGACACUAUCGAAUAUAUAUUCGGAUCCGAAUUAUCAAAGUCUGAAUCAUUGGUCCAUAUUGCAGACACUAUCACGCAAGGGUGUGCCAGUUGCUGAGUCACCAGAGAUGCCAUUAACCGAAACGGUUUUGAUACAAACGAAUCCUUUAAGGAUAAACGCCCACAUGUCCGUGAUACAAUCACUAAUGACGCUUUAUGCUAAAGAAAUAACUUCAGGCGAACGCAUAGCAAAUGCCGUUGCAAGAAUUACGGGCACAAAUGGUCAAACUCUACCACACGAUCAACCCUUUGAUCAACUGCUCUUGUUGUGGAUCUCACAUGCGUGUACAUCGCUGAAGAAACGCAUAGCCAGAGAAGUUGAAUUGGGCGCAACGGAUGAGAAUGGCGUUCGUAUGCAAGUGCCCAACAUUCCUGCCGUACAUGAUUAUCAAAGUUUAUGUGAUGGCGUUUGUUUAGCUUUAUUUAUAUCGUAUUAUUGCCCAAAAGCACUACCAUGGACGUUAGUGCGAAUUAAUUAUUUACCAGCGGUGGAGGAUUCCAUACACAAUGUGUCUUUAGUCAGCAAUUUUUGUCAAAAACAUUUGCCAUAUAAUGUGUUCCAUAUGAAUCCGGAAGAUGUGACAUAUAUGCGAAACUCAAUGAAGUUGAAUUUAGUUGUUUUACUAGCGGAUUUAUUUCUACUAUUCGAAAUUCAUCCAGCAAAAUGUGUUUGUUAUCCCGGCAUGGAUGCGCCAGAGGUCAUCAGUAAACGUAACUUUGGCGUUAAUGAGCAUGGAAUAUGUCAUCGCAGAGGUCUCACAAUGCAGCCAGUCAUACCAAUACCAGAUUUGAGAAGCGAUUCUGAUUCGAAUUAUGGCUCGCCAACGAAUCGACCGCCAUUUCAAGUUUCUUAUUCGGCCUCCGCGGAUGCAGUAUAUGGAAAUAAUACUGCAACAUUAAGAAAUUCGGAAAACGAAGCAUUUGUUGUUCAUAAAUCACGUGGCGUCACAACCCUAUCGUCGUUGCACUCACAACAACACAGUCAACAACAACAACAACAGCAACAGGAGCCAUUGGUUCCAGCACGUUUGCGACAAUCGAAAGAAAAGUCAAAUAUCGAGACAAAGGCUGAUGAAAGAGGUGAUUACGUACCGGCGGGCAGACCAAGCAAUUGGGAGCACAAUCGACGUCCCAGUUAUGCAGGACGACGUUCACGCCGUAACUCAUCCAGCGAAGACUCACAAUUGACAAUUGAGAAUUUCGGUGGCUCUCAAGAUCAGUUGAAUGCAGUUGGGCGUUUUGAGCGUGAACGUGAUCGGGAGCGUGAUCGCGAACGAAAGCUCUCCAAUGUCAGCGUGGAACCCGCUGUCGCCGUACGCUCGUCCAUUGCUGACGCACGUGGCACGCUGCAGCUUGGUUAUGAUACCGAUUCCGGUUCGGAAAAGCAGGAUCGUGAAACCGAGAAAUAUUUAAUGAAACGGCAUGCAAGCACCGAUAAUGUCAAUAUGCAUGCCUCUAAUACUCAACUAAAUAGCAUUAUGAGUACUGUUAGCAGUCCCAUGCCUACCACACGUAGACAACAUCCCAUGGAAAAAGACAAUCUGGAUGAACAAUAUGCGGAACGUAAAGAUAGUAGCACAAAUGAUUAUGAGCAAACGUUGACCAGACGUUCAACGCAAAGUUCUGGUUCGAGUAAAGUGGAGGCUUGGAAUAAUAGUAAAAUGGAUCCCUAUGACGAUGAUAUACGUACGCUAGAAAAUGCUUCCAAAUUGUCCAAUAUACGCAUGAAACUCGAGGAGAAACGCUUACGCAUCGAACAGGAUAAGCGACGUAUUGAAAUGGCAUUGUUGCGUCAUCAGGAGAAGCUCACACGCGAGGAUAUGGAUACCUCAUCGGAGGUUUUGAAAUGGGAGACAUUAAGUAACGACUCUAAUCGUACGCCAGAUCUUGAUCCACUCGACUUGGAUAAGUAUCAGCAAAGUCUGGCUAUUAUGAAUAUGAAUUUACAGGAUAUUCAACAGGAUAUACAAAAGCUAACAGUGCAACAAAAUCAAAUACAAGCACAACAAUUGCAAGCGCAACAACUGAUGCACGCACAGCAUAUGGCGAACAUGUUGAAUCAGCCACCGUACGGCUCACAACAACAUCUCAGCGAUAAUUUCAAUCAAAUGCAAAUGCAACAACAGCAACACAAUUUCGGUUCAACACCACAUCUAGCACAUUCCUCAUUCAAUCCACAUGCCAAUCUCUACAACUCACGUCCACCCAGUCGUGAUCCCUAUCAACAGCAGCAACACCAUCAGCAGCAGCAACAACAACAACAACAGAUGCCAUCAAUGCCAAUGCAAUACAUAAACGAACAUGGCCAAUAUGUGCCUCAACCGCAGCAGCCACAACAAAUGCCGCCUAUGAUGCAGGCAAAUUAUAUGCAACCACAAAAGAUGUAUAACGAUAAUAUGGUUCCUUACAACAACCACGUGUACGGUGGCCCACCGCCACCACAACAACCACAAUAUGCGCCACAUCAUAAUCAAACACCUCCCCAAUAUAUGAAUCGGGCCAGCAUGUAUGAUGAUUAUGGCCGUGAUCCGAGCUCACCACAACCGAAUCCAAUGUAUCCACAUGAAAUGUCACCUCAACCAACGCAACCACAACGACGUACUUGGAACCAAUCAGUAUAUGAACAACAGCAACAACAACAGUACCAACACCAGCAGCAGCAGCAACAGCAGCAGCAGCAAGCACCAUUGGUGGAUGUGAAUGCAUGGCAACAGCAGAAGCAGCGUUCUUGCCUACCCAUGGAGGGCAACUAUACUUGGAAGAAGCCCAAUCAAAUGAGUGGUAAUAGUGGACGUGAAGGUUUUGUGUUGCAUCAAAAUGAUGGUGGUGGCGAGUAUCAGCAUCUCUUCCGUUCCUCACCGCAACAUAUGCAACAUAACAGUGACAGCGGUGGCGGUCUCCAGCGUCAGCAUUCGGUAACCAAUAUGCCAAUGACAACGAAACAAGCCUCAAAUACAGCGGCGACGUCUUCCUCAAAUUCUUCGGGCGGCCAACAGAUGAGCGAUGAUAUGAUGGCGCCACAGAGUAUAUGCUUUAUUGGCGAUGAAGAUGAUGUUGAGGAGUUGGAGCGUAAUAUAAUUGAAUCAAUGCAGAAUACGCGCAUAGCGGACUAUGCGCAUCAGCAACAACAACUCCAAAUGCAGCACCAACAGCAGCAGCAGCAGCAUUAUCAGCAACACGGCAGUGACGGCAGCUACGAUGGUGGCAAUGAGUUGUUGUCGCAAAAGUUGCACAUAACGAGCGGUAAUCUCACCUAUCGCAUACCGUCACCGUCCAGACCCGCUGUAAAUGCCAAUAGUUUUCAGGAUCCGCGUGAUGUGAAAACUGAAAAGGGCUUCUACAUUUCCUUCGAUGACAACCAACCUAAGCGUCCGAAACCGCCGUUGCGUGCUAAACGUUCACCGAAAAAGGAGCGCAGCAUGGAUAGCACCGAUCAUCAGGUGGUCACCAAAAUGGAGCCACUCAAUCGUUCGCAUAGCAUUAGCGAAGACAACAAUCCGACAUACAAUGGUGGCACGCUGUCGCAUGGUCGGCAAUUUGGUGGCGGCAAUUUAGAUGCGCUUAAGAAUGGCAAUAAAAUGGGUGAAUUUAAUACGGCUACAUAUAACAAGUAUACGGACGCGCCAAUACAUUUACGCCACGACGACCUCAAUAGCCAAAAAACAACGCCUAUAGCGCAACCACGUUCGCCUAUACAUCAAAUCCAUUCAGCGGCGUCGGCCGCGGCAGCAGCAGCGCUUUCGUCCUCACCGCCCAUAACGCGUAGUCAACAAACAGCGAACGCCGUCGCAGCUGCUGGUGGUGGUGGUAGUAGUCAAGCGAAGGCUUUGGUCAUUGGCACCGACGUCAGUAACUUAGAUCGGGAAUCCAUUGACGAGAUGGAGCGUCGCAAGGAGAAAAUUAUGCUACAAUCUUUGCAGCGCCGUCAACAGCAGGAAGAAGCGAAGGCGCGCAAAGAAAUUGAAGCGCAGCGCAAACGUGAAAUGGAGCGUGAGAAGGAAGAGGAGAAAGCGCGCAAGAAAGAGGAACAAAUGGCGCGGCGAGCUGCAAUAUUAGAGCAACACCGGCUCAAGAAGGCCAUCGAAGAGGCCGAACGAGAGGGUAAAACACUCGAUCGCGCCGAGCUAAAUAUGAAGCAAACAACGCAAAAUACAACAACGCCACGUCUGCGUCAAACGCGCCUCACGCGUCCACGUCCAAAAACCAUACAUGUGGAUGAUGGUUCCGUGGAUUUGAGUGAAGCAUCGAGUAUUUCUAGUCGUAGUAAAAAAGGUUCUAGUACCAAUCUUACAGCCUAUGGUACGUUGAGCAAUUCCAACACGUUGAGACGAGAUUUUUAUAGAGGCUCGCACGAUUCUCUAACAGUUAAAGAAUCACCUGAUGAAUACCCAAGCACAAGUUCAACACCGAUUGGGCGCAGGGGAUCAUAUAAAGCAUCAAGAGAACCAACCGUCGAUCGAGGCCGCUCACGUAUAUCUGUAGCUAAAGGAAGUAGCCUUAAUUUCCGUGGUCGCAAGUCGAAUUCGCUAAUGAAUCUGUGUGAUACAGAUUCGGGAUUGGGUCGUGCCACACCGCCACGCCGUGCUCCAUCGCCGGGUAUGGCCUCAGGUAGGCAUAUGCCAUCACCAUCGGGACCGGGCUCACUGCCACCAGGUUUGAUAUCGAAACGACGCGGCUUCGAUGAUGGAUCGGGCCUACUUGCAGCCAAUCUUGGCUCAAUGGAAUAUUCGGGUCCAAAACUCUAUAAACAACCAGCCGCCAAAUCGAAUCGUGGCAUCAUUUUGAAUGCCGUCGAAUAUUGCGUUUUCCCCGGUGCGGUGAAUCGUGAAGCCAAACAAAAAGUACUCGAGAAAAUUGCACGUUCCGAAGCGAAACAUUUCCUUGUGCUCUUCCGCGACGCCGGUUGCCAAUUCCGUGCGCUGUACAGCUAUGUGCCCGAAAUGGAUCAGGUGACAAAACUGUAUGGCACUGGACCUAGUCAAGUGGAUGAAGUCAUGUUCGAUAAGUUCUUCAAAUACAACUCAGGCGGCAAAUGUUUUUCACAAGUCCACACGAAACAUCUAACAGUCACCAUCGAUGCAUUUACAAUACACAAUUCGCUGUGGCAGGGCAAGAAGGUGCAUUUGCCAAGUAAAAAGGAUAUGGCGUUGGUUAUAUAAAAUGCGCAUAGUGUAUGCUAGCCAGCCAGCCAGACAGCUAGACGGUCGCACGCACGAUAAACACACACACACACACAUGCACACAUGCGCAUUUACGGAGGAAGGCAAUGCUUGUGCUUGUCCGGCUGCGAGUGUGUGUGUAUGUUUUUUUUUUUUUUUUUUUUUUGGAAAAAAUGAAAAAUGGCUAAAAGCGAGUUAUGCAUGGAAAUUUGUCAACAACGCUAAUGUGUAGCUGUAAACUGUUGGUUAGAAAGUUACAUAACUACUUAUAAAGUAUAUAAAUUAUAUAUAAAUUAUACAUUUGAUUGAUGAUGAUGAUGAUGUUCAUUCAUUAAUUAGCAAUGCGAAAGGCAAAAGCAGAGAAAUACGAACAAAAAACAUAAAAUUUAUAAAUAAUUUAGCAAGUAAAAAAAAA